AUGACCCUCACACAUGAUGAUUACACGGUCGCCUGGAUCUGCGCCUUGCCAUUAGAAAUGGCGGCGGCGAAGAUUAUGCUAGAUGAGGUCCACCCUUCGCUACCUCAGCCGAAAUCAGACCAUAAUGUCUACACUCUCGGUAGGAUUAGCGGUCAUAAUGUGGUGGUGGCUUGCCUCCCCAGUGGUGUCUAUGGGACAAUAUCUGCCUCAGCCGUUGUGACACACGUGGUUUCCACAUUCCCGAACAUCCGUUUCGGACUCAUGGUUGGCAUUGGAGGGGGAGCACCAAGCAAACAUGCUGAUAUUCGCCUUGGUGAUAUUGUAGUUAGCAAGCCAACUGCCAUCGCAAGCGGGGUUGUUCAAUAUGAUUACGGUAAAUUACUUAACAAUGGACGAUUCCAGCAUACCGGGUCCCUCAACAAGCCUCCACCAAUACUAUUAAAGGCGAUGUCCCAAGUUGAGAGUGACCACAUGACUGGAAAGAAUCAUUUAUCCGCUGUCCUGGCUGAAAUACUCCAGAAUGAAGAUAUGAAAGAGCAGUUUUCACAACCGCAAGUUGACUGGUUGUUUCACAACACAUAUGACCAUGUGGGAGAGGAGCCCAACUGUUCCAAAUGUGAUCAAAAUCAAUUAGUGGAUCGCCCUGAACGGACAACUGAACAGCCGUACAUCCACUAUGGCUUGAUCGCUUCCGGAGAUCAGGUCAUGAAAGAUGCUAUAACGCGUGAUUUAAUUUCACGAGAUCUAGAUGUUCUCUGUUUCGAGAUGGAGGCUGCCGGGCUUAUGGACGAAAUCCCAACCCUCGUCAUACGAGGUAUCUGCGACUAUUGUGAUACUCACAAGCAAAAAGAAUGGCAAGGAUAUGCAGCUCUUACUGCAGCGGCCUACACCAAGGAGUUGUUAUCCGUGGUACCGAAGACCUCGCGCAAAAUACAGCAGGAACAAGAUAUUUCAGCAUCUUUGGCUACCCCCGGAGACUUGUAUUCGUCCGUGAUGACAGAAUCAGUGGGCGAGGAAGUUCAAGAAUUCACCAAAGUUGGGAAUUUAGACCUGGUGCGAUCACUUAUAGAUAGAGGCCUGGCUGCACCUACCGAUGUUAAUAGCAGCUGGGGCGUGCCUAUAUUGAGUUACGCUGUUCAAGGUCUACAUACAAAUCUUUGCAGGUUUCUGGUGGAAAGAGGUGCAGACCCCUGCAUUGAAAAUAGAUCUAACAUUUCAGCUCUUGACAGGGCGUGGGAUAUUUUUCUGUCGCGCAGUGCUAAAAAUGAUAUUGUAAAUGAACUUCGUUCGAUUUUCUCUCUAUGGUAUGAUUCCGUGUGGUUUGAAGAGCAGCAAUUCACUUCGCUUCACAAGAUUGUUCUCGGCGCAGUGGAGCGCGACAUUGAAGACGAGUUAGACUUAUCCACAUCAAAUAUCAAUGUGAAGGAUUCCAAGGGACGUACUCCUAUUGCCUGGGCUGCUGCUCGAGGCGAUGUCUGCUCCGUCAAGUUACUGCUUCGCUUCGGGGCAGACCCAAACAUCAGUUGUGAUACGGGAAACAAUCCCCUCCUCCGAAGUGUUCGAGCCAAGUCAUCAGAAUGUGUCAGACUCCUUUUAGAGCAUGGAGCCAAUGCAAGAUCAAAGAGCACUUUAGGCUUUACUGCCUUGCAUUAUGCAGCAUAUUAUCGGGACGAUGAGACUUACAUAGAGCCCCUUCUCGAAUAUGACGCCCCGGUUGAAGAAAAGGAUGACUAUGGUUGGACGCCUCUGUCAUGCACCGCUGAAUACGACCAUGAUCGAAGUGCUAGAGCUUUACUAGAUUAUGGUGCAAACAUCGAGUCCCGAGACAAGCUUGGAUGGACGCCAUUAUUGAGGGCUGUUAACUCAAAUAGUCACAAAGUCUGCAGAUUACUUCUUGAGAAAGGAGCCAACUAUCACGCUAUGACAUUCCGCUCGGAGACAAUUCUUCACCUUGCAGCAGCCAGGGGGGAUAUUGAGACCAUUAGUAUACUCGCUGCCACGACUUUGAACGGCUUAAAUGCUGAUACUAAAAACUUAGAUGGCAAAACUGCCGCUGAUAUAAUGAGUUCCAGAGCACCAGUGGACCCUGAUGUGGCGGUCACCUUAUCCAAUCUCUUGAACGGUCUCCGAAAUUUCUUAUUCAAGUGA
Messenger RNA from Aspergillus nomiae NRRL 13137, 2148 nucleotides. RefSeq lists its product as uncharacterized. Gene Ontology annotation, biological process: nucleoside metabolic process. The record is from RefSeq and is a predicted model, not a curated record. Bases 1 to 2148 code for a protein of 715 amino acids. The transcript is spliced from 4 exons. Lineage: Eukaryota; Fungi; Ascomycota; Eurotiomycetes; Eurotiales; Aspergillaceae. Gene Ontology annotation, molecular function: catalytic activity; protein binding.